CUUUAUUAACGUCUUUUCCUUUUCUUUCUUUUUUAUUACCCUUUUCUUUCUCAAGUUCAACACAACCAUGAACCACGAAAGCCAGCCACUUCUCGGGAGUUCGCGCGAUGACGAGCCUGCUCCCACAUUCUUCUCGUCGAUGAAGGUCUCCUUCACCAACUCAUGGUUCAAUGUUCUUUUGAUCUUUGUUCCCAUUGCUUUGGGCUUCUCAUUUGUUGGCGCCUCUGAUCCUGUUGUCUUCUCCCUUAACUUUAUUGCCAUUAUUCCUUUGGCAAAAAUGCUGGGCUUUGCCACCGAAGAACUUGCUUUGCGUACUGGCUCGACCAUCGGCUCGCUUCUUAACGCUACCUUUGGUAACGCUGUUGAACUUAUUCUUGGUAUCGUCGCUUUGAAGGAAGGACUUAUUCGCGUUGUUCAAGCUUCCAUACUCGGCUCUAUUCUGUCAAACAUCCUUUUGGUUCUCGGCUUCUGUUUCCUUUUGGGCGGUUUGACGCGCAGUGAACAGGAAUUCAGCAGCAUCGCUGCACAGACGUCAUCAUCGUUGCUUUCACUUACAGUCUUGUCCCUCUUGGUGCCUGCUGCUUUCGCUACUGUCGCUGGUGAUGGUAAGGAGGCUACUGAUGGCAUCCUGGCUUUGAGCCAGGGUACUUCGAUCGUCUUGUUGAUCGUCUACAUUCUGUACUUGAUCUUCCAGCUCAAGACCCAUACUCAAUUCUUCGAAGAUGAAGUUGAUGAGGAAGAGGUUCCUACUACCACCUUGGCUUUCUCUGCCGUUUUGUUGAUUGCCGUUGCCGGUUUUGUGUCACUGCAUGCCGAGUUCCUUGUCGGAGCCAUUGAAGGCGUUGUUGACCAGUGGGGUAUCAACGAGACCUUUGUCGGUAUUAUUCUCCUUCCUUUGGUCGGCAACGCUGCCGAACAUGUCAGCUCUGUCACCUUUGCCAUGAAGAACAAGAUGAACUUGUGUAUUGGUGUUGCUUUGUCGUCGUCGCUUCAAAUUGGUCUUUUGGUUUCCCCUGUUUUGGUUAUUGCCGGUUGGUUCAUUGGCCAGCCCAUGACCUUGUUCUUUGAGGACUUUGAGACCGUCAUCCUGUUUGCUAGUGUUUUGAUUGUCAACUACCUUAUUCAAGAUGCCCGCUCAAACUGGUUGGAAGGUGCCUUGCUUUUGGCUGCCUAUGCCAUCAUUGCCAUGGCUUUCUUCUUCCACCCCAUCAACUAAGUGUUGGUCUUCCAGAAUUUUUCCCUCUUCCUCUUCACGCUGUAGUUCUCUUAUACAACGCUGUACUAGUAAACGAACCUUUUUAUAUCAAAGAUGAUCAAGCUUUUUAUUUAUUGAAUAAAAGUAUCUAAAGGCGAUCCAUGCUGAGCCAUUGGAUCUUGAAAAAACU
This is a messenger RNA of Zychaea mexicana, 1385 nucleotides long. RefSeq names its product Sodium/calcium exchanger protein-domain-containing protein. Lineage: Eukaryota; Fungi; Mucoromycota; Mucoromycetes; Mucorales; Lichtheimiaceae. The transcript is spliced from 11 exons. The record is from RefSeq and is a predicted model, not a curated record. Gene Ontology annotation, cellular component: membrane. Bases 68 to 1216 code for a protein of 382 amino acids. Gene Ontology annotation, biological process: calcium ion transmembrane transport; intracellular calcium ion homeostasis. Gene Ontology annotation, molecular function: calcium:proton antiporter activity.